Molecule: messenger RNA, 1170 nt
Organism: Trametes versicolor FP-101664 SS1
Lineage: Eukaryota; Fungi; Basidiomycota; Agaricomycetes; Polyporales; Polyporaceae
Exons: 4
Coding region: 1-1170 (389 amino acids)
Biological process (GO): lipid metabolic process
Source: RefSeq, a predicted model, not a curated record
AUGUCCACACCAACAGAGCGCAAGUUACUACCUGCCUGGGCCAUACCCCUCUUGCAGGUCGCCGUCAUUGCUCUGACCGUCCUCCGACCUUCCGUGCCUCUUCGUCUUGCCCUCACGCUCAUAUUCGCCAACUAUGUCUACGUGCUGCUCAUGCACCAUAGCACAGGAGAUGGCGCGGUGCACGACUCCACCAUAGGGGGAGUUAUCGGAAAUGCAGCCUACAGUGUCGUGGUCUAUGCGUGGCUGUGUGACCCUGUCAAAGACUGGCAUUAUCGUGGAGAGAAAGGUCCUUCCGGCACCCACAUCUCCUUCUCAAGCAAGGUAUACAAAGUGACGUGUGUGAUCGUGAACACACGUCUCAUCGGCUGGAACAACGAGGUACCCAACGUACCGCCCGCCACAGCUUCGCGGUCGCACGGCGAGUUUCUGCGGCAUAGGCUCCUCCGAGUGCUGCAGUGCCUUCUCUACAUCGAUCUCGCGCAAUCAUACGUGCACCUGCAGCCGCUCUUUUCGUUCCAAGGGACAGACGCCUUCCCAACAGGUGGGAAAGGCGUCUUGUUGCAAUUCUUAUGCCUCUUCGCAUGGUAUGUCAAUGUUUACGCCACUAUGAAACUUCUUCAUACGGCGGUGGCAAUCGUAUGUGUCGCUACGGGGCUCUUCAACGGCAAUCCGGAGGAUUGGCGCCCUGCGUUCGGGAACUGGUCGGACGCGUACACGCUACGACGCUUCUGGGGGAGAACGUGGCACCAGUUCAUGCGCGUGCUAUUCAGAGCGACAGGCCAAACCCUCGUGUCGACCUUCGGUUUCAAGAAAGGCGGCUGGGCGUCAUCGCAGACCCAGCUGUACGCCGCGUUCUUCGCCUCGGGCCUGAUACACACCGCAUGCGACGCCAUGGUCGGGAAGGAAUAUAUCGGCACCCGGAUGAAGUUCUUCAUGGCGAACGCCGUCGCGAUCACGUUCGAGGACGCUGUCAUCGGUACAGCGCGUCGGCUCGGGAUUGGGGCAGAGGCGCCAGCAAGGUGGAUGAAGUGCAUAGGGUAUAUGUGGGUGGCGGUGUGGUUCUACCACGCGUGCCAGCCGGAGAUGCACUACAUCCUCCCGCUGGGGGCAGCGGAGGAAGAGGUGCUGCCGUUCUCCCUCGUGCGCUUAUAUGCGCCGGCGUUCGUGUGA